Messenger RNA from Electrophorus electricus (electric eel), 1094 nucleotides. RefSeq names its product short coiled-coil protein b (gene scocb). Gene Ontology annotation, cellular component: trans-Golgi network. The record is from RefSeq and is a predicted model, not a curated record. Lineage: Eukaryota; Metazoa; Chordata; Actinopteri; Gymnotiformes; Gymnotidae.
CACGCCGCCUGAGGCCACUGCAGUCAUUCUGCACGGCCGUGGUUUUGAACUCCGUUGGGCGUAAUUUCUGAUCAGUUUUUCUCCGUUGUUAAGUUUACCCGAUUCGCAGCCCUGCAUUCCAAAAAGGAAGACGAUUUUCUCAUCAUGAGCUCUGAGUUGGACGGUGAUAUGGAAAACCAGGUGGAGUUUGAGAAGACAAGGCUCAUAAACCAGGUCCUGGAGCUGCAAAAUACUCUUGAGGACCUUUCCUCACGGGUAGAUGCUGUAAAGGAAGAGAACCUUAAGCUUAAGUCAGAGAACCAGGUUCUGGGCCAGUACAUAGAAAACCUGAUGUCUGCGUCCAGUGUUUUUCAGACCACUGACUCCAAAGGCAAACGGAAGUAAAGGAAAAUGUUUUGCCUCCUGUCUCAUUUAGUGUGAGUCAGGAACUACCUGCCACCUUACUAGAGUUUACAAUAUUCACACUAUUUAGUUUUACACACACACAGGUGAAAUGUCUAAUGUUGACAUUUGUUUGGUGUGUUUCUGGUACCUUAGAAAUUCUUGAGUAUCACUGUUAUUGUUAGAUUUAUUACGAUGCUAAUUGACAUAGUGAUUUUUGUGCUGCAAAUGUCUCCUGACCUGCAUCUUUCUAAUUUAAAGCAAUUCUGUUCCUGUUUUUUUCUAUUAGAUUUUUUUGCCUUAUGUUAGGGCAGGGUAUUGAAAAUAACAAUGAGAAAUAGCUCCUUUCAGAUUAAUAAAGGAACUGCUUUCAUUUAAUUUCAUUUUAAGAAGUUAAUGCUUUUGUAUUUUAGUUCUUUUCAGUAGUUUGUUUUUGUAGAUGGCAACACAACUGAUGAAAUGACCUUUGAAAUGGCUGCUGUCCUGUUUGUCAUGUACACAUACAUCAUAGAUAACUGGAUCAAUUAUAUAAACUCAUUCUGUUCAGGGAAUGAAAUUUGUGACAUUUUCCUGGUGCUUUUCAGUAGAGGGUUUUACAGGCCUUCAUUUCAGUUGUGUGCAUGCCCUAAAACUGACCACUAUUUAAUAUUUGUGUAGUAUUUUAUCAUUGGUAUUUUUUAGUGCCUGUUUUAAUAAAUCUGUUUUGAUUUGCA